CACAGGGAACCCCAAGCCCUAACCUGCAGCUCAAACUUCUUCUGCAUUUUUCAAUUCUUCAAAACCCUAACAAAAUUCCGCCAAUUCAGUCACCAUCUCUCUCUUAAAAUCCCCAAUCUAUCUCACGAAGAGUCGAAGACUAUGGCUACGGACGGCGCGGCGGACCGACGGAGGCCACCGCCGCAAACGCUGAGCGCAGGCAACAACGGAAACUGCGUGAUGAGCUUGUCGAACAGACUGAGACUGAUGCCGAACAAGGAUCACAAGGCGGAGAGCUACGAGGACCUGGAGCAGUUGGAGUUCAGUCCCUUGCUCUUCAGCUCGCUGGAGCGCUACUUGCCACCCACCAUGCUCAAUGCCUCACGUGACCUCAAGCUCCAGUACAUGAGGGACAUUCUCCUCCGGUACUCACCCGAGAGCGAACGCACUCGUGUUCAACGACAUCGAGAAUACAGGCAGAAGAUCAUCACACACUAUCAGCCUCUACAAAGGGAGUUGUACACUCUGCAAGCUGAAAAGUUCUUUGUCCCCUCAUUUCUCAGAGCAAUCAGUGAGAACACAGAGGAUAGCUUUAGAAGUAUACUGUCUGAACCCUCUCCUGGAGUUUAUACAUUUGAAAUGCUUCAGCCGGAUUUCUGUGACUUGUUAGUAACUGAGGUGGAAAAUUUUCAAGGGUGGGUCCAUGAGACAAAUUUCAGAGUCAUGCGACCAAAUACAAUGAAUAAAUACGGUUGUGUUCUUGAUGACUUUGGCCUGGAAACCAUGCUUGACAAGUUGAUGGAGGACUUUAUACGUCCUAUGUCCAAAGUUUUCUUCCCGGAAGUUGGUGGAUCCACACUGGAUACUCAUCACGGUUUUGUUGUUGAAUAUGGAAUCGAUAGGGAUGUAGAGCUUGGUUUUCAUGUGGAUGAUUCAGAAGUCACCUUGAAUGUUUGCUUGGGAAAGCAAUUUUCAGGUGGAGAUUUGUUCUUUCGAGGUGUUCGAUGUGAUAAACAUGUUAAUUCAGAGACACAAUCUGAGGAAAUCUUUGAUUAUCCUCAUGUCCCGGGACAUGCCAUUCUUCAUCAUGGUCGCCAUCGACAUGGUGCUAGAGCCACGACAUCAGGGCGUCGAGUCAACUUAUUAUUAUGGUGCAGAAGUUCGGUCUUUAGGGAGCUGAAGAAAUAUCAGAAAGACUUUUCCAACUGGUGUGGCGAGUGCAAACGUGAGAAGAAAGAAAGGCAGCGCCAAUCAAUUGCCGCAACCAAACUGGAAAUACUUAAGAUAAAUGGACAAACUGCUUGAGCUGCUUAUUUCUUUUACGUUUUUACUUCCAAUUCUUCUUGAUCUGUUCAUUUUGCAACUUUUGCUCGUUAAGUUGUAAAAUCUCAUCCUUAUCAGCACAUAGACGUUUUUCGUGUCUAUUUUCAAAUUUGUAUUCCAUCCAUUAAUACAGACUACAGUCGGGCUAUUUGUUAGUAAUAUGAAAGGCCGGUGGCGGUGUGGUUUCACUGUGU
Messenger RNA from Malus domestica (apple), 1496 nucleotides. Its product is annotated as 2-oxoglutarate and iron-dependent oxygenase domain-containing protein CP2-like. The record is from RefSeq and is a predicted model, not a curated record. NCBI's taxonomy places the organism in Eukaryota, Viridiplantae, Streptophyta, Magnoliopsida, Rosales, Rosaceae. Gene Ontology annotation, molecular function: L-ascorbic acid binding; oxidoreductase activity, acting on paired donors, with incorporation or reduction of molecular oxygen; iron ion binding.